CUUGCGCUUGUGGAAGGGAGGACAGAAGAGGAUUUUGAGAUCCCGAAAAAAGAUCUCAUAUUAAAUAGUGUUCACUUUUUGUCAGCUUAAUUGAGCAAGUGGCAGUUUUGCCCAAGCCCCCUACAAACCAAACCAUGUCGCCCCCGACCGUGCCUCCGAUGGGCGUAGAUGGCGUGUCCGCAUACCUGAUGAAAAAAAGACAUACCCACAGGAAACAGCGGCGUAAGCCCACUUUCUUCACCCGUAGGAACAUCGUGGGCUGCCGCAUUCAACAUGGCUGGAAGGAAGGGAAUGAACCAGUGGAGCAGUGGAAGGGCACUGUGCUCGAGCAAGUCUCCGUGAAGCCCACUCUCUACAUAAUCAAAUAUGAUGGCAAAGAUAGUGUGUAUGGACUAGAACUUCUCCUUGAUAAGAGAGUUUUGGCACUAGAAAUCCUUCCUGAGAGAGUGCCAACUCCUCACAUCGAUUCACGCUUGGCAGAUUCCUUGAUAGGCAAGGCAGUGGGGCAUGUGUUUGAGGGCGAGCAUGGCACCAAAGAUGAAUGGAAGGGCAUGGUCCUGGCUCGAGCCCCCGUGAUGGACACUUGGUUUUACAUCACCUACGAGAAAGAUCCCGUCCUCUAUAUGUACACGCUGCUGGAUGACUACAAAGAUGGUGACCUGCGCAUCAUUCCAGAUUCCAACUACUAUUUCCCUACAGCAGAACGGGAGCCGGGAGAGGUGAUAGACAGCCUCGUGGGCAAGCAGGUGGAGCACGCCAAAGAUGACGGGUCCAAGAGAACAGGCAUUUUCAUCCAUCAAGUCGUGGCCAAGCCGUCAGUCUACUUCAUUAAAUUUGAUGAUGAUAUUCACAUUUAUGUCUAUGGUUUGGUGAAAACUCCCUAAAUACAUUGUGCUCUUUGCAAAAGUUCUGAAACUAUUAAAUGUAAAAUGUUUCACGUUGCAGUGAUUGUGUC
This is a messenger RNA of Loxodonta africana (African savanna elephant), 955 nucleotides long. It is a transcript of the gene SPIN4, whose product is annotated as spindlin family member 4. The transcript has a single exon. The record is from RefSeq and is a predicted model, not a curated record. NCBI's taxonomy places the organism in Eukaryota, Metazoa, Chordata, Mammalia, Proboscidea, Elephantidae. The coding region runs from base 135 to 884 and encodes 249 amino acids. Gene Ontology annotation, cellular component: cytosol; nucleoplasm. Gene Ontology annotation, biological process: gamete generation; regulation of DNA-templated transcription.